AUGUGCGCCAGUGUUGGCUCGAUCGCAGAGCAGCGGGGCCCUGCCGACGGCAGGGCGGGCAGUGGGCAAGGGGUUCCUGGCGGCGGCGGGAGCGGCUGCGAAUUUACGCACUGGGCGCACUUCAGGCUUGCAAGCCGCGCCGCGCUCGGCGCCCUGCUGAGGCACCAGCUCCACACGGCGCUGCUGCGGGACGCCCUCAGCGCGCUGACCGCCGCAGCGGACGAGGACGGCGUUGACAGUGGUGGUGGUGGCGGUCGCGGCAGCGGCAUCAUGCAGCUGGCGUUUGAGGGCCGAGUGGCAAAGCAGCUGGAGUCGCUGUUCAGGCGCGGGGACGAGUUUGGCGAAGGCUGCGAGCUGCUGCUAUUGCUGCGGCCAGGGGGCGGGGGAGCGGCGGCGCAGGCGGACGACUUUGUGGCGCGGCUGGCCGCUCUGGCGGAGAGCCCGGGGAUGGGUGCUCUGCAAGCGAGCGGCGGGGCAACGGUGCCUGUCGACGACGCGGGCAGUGUCGCGGCGGCGGUGGCGGCGGCGGGGGCCGACAUAUCGCAUGUGCUGAUUGCGCGUUUCCCCUCGAUCGCGCGCGCACAUGCGUUCCUGAAAUCGCCGCCGUGCGCGGCGGCAGAGCUGUGCGACGCGCGUCUGCCGCUGCACCUGCACAUGGCGCUGGCGGCCGUGGUGGAGCCCGGGGACGAGGCUUCCACAAGGGUGCAGGGUGUGUAG
This is a messenger RNA of Monoraphidium neglectum, 717 nucleotides long. RefSeq lists its product as hypothetical. The coding region runs from base 1 to 717 and encodes 238 amino acids. The transcript has a single exon. Lineage: Eukaryota; Viridiplantae; Chlorophyta; Chlorophyceae; Sphaeropleales; Selenastraceae. The record is from RefSeq and is a predicted model, not a curated record.